Necator americanus (New World hookworm) is the source of this 561-nucleotide messenger RNA. RefSeq lists its product as uncharacterized. The transcript is spliced from 6 exons. NCBI's taxonomy places the organism in Eukaryota, Metazoa, Nematoda, Chromadorea, Rhabditida, Ancylostomatidae. The record is from RefSeq and is a predicted model, not a curated record. The coding region runs from base 1 to 561 and encodes 186 amino acids. Gene Ontology annotation, molecular function: glutathione peroxidase activity. Gene Ontology annotation, biological process: response to oxidative stress.
AUGAGCGUAUCUUUUCUCACUUCGCGUCGACUUCUACAGCUCUCAACGUUAAGGAUGUCAGGUAACACAAUCUAUCAGUUCACAGUAAAAGACGCAGACGGAAAGGACGUUUCUUUGGAAAAAUACAAAGGUAAAGUUGUUGUAAUCGUCAACGUUGCUUCAAAGUGUGGUCUAACAAACUCGAAUUAUACACAAAUGAAGGAGCUUCUCGACAAAUACAAAUCACAGGGUCUUGAGGUUGCCGCUUUCCCGUGCAAUCAGUUUGGUGGUCAGGAACCCGCAUGUGAAAUCGACAUCAAGAAUUUCGUAGCAGAUAAGUUCAAGUUUGAACCUGAUCUCUACCACAAAAUCGACGUAAAUGGCGACAAGGCUGACCCACUAUAUAAAUUCUUGAAAAAGGAACAGGGCGGCACCCUUGUUGAUGCAAUCAAAUGGAACUUCACCAAGUUUUUGGUGAACAGAGAGGGGAAGGUGAUUAAAAGGUAUGCACCCACCACUGAGCCCAAAGAUAUGGUAAAGGAUUUGGAGUCUGUCCUGAACGAAAAUUCAACAAAGCUCUAA